UUUAUGAAAUGGGCGUGGCAUGAAGUAGGCGUGGCAUGAAGUUUCACCACACCGAAGAUUUUUUUGUCCCUCUUUGGAAUUUUCAAAUGUUGGGAGUAACAAACAUGGAGGAAUGCGGCUUAGUUGUCUGACAGCCAAUAAACGAAGUCGGCUGAUAGGUCCUAUGUCCGGAAACGUCCGAAGUGGAACAAAAACACAGGAGAAGAGGCUACCGGGAGCUAUUUGUUCCGCCGCAAUAGAAUAUGAAUUUUCUCAAUGACGCUGCUGCCUAGUGUCCCGCAAUGAUUCCGAUAUCGCUGGUUGUGGUGGUUCUCGGCGGAUGGUGCGCAAUUUACUUGGCUGACACCUUUCUUACGUCAUCUCAGUCACUGAAGAACUCCUAUGAAGAAUGGCUAACAGCUCGAGGGCUCAGUAUUUCACCAUUUCAUAUACGCUGGCAAACCACCCUUUUUAAUCGCCUCUUUUAUAAGUGGGGCCGUUGGAAGCCUAAUUUCCUGUAUAUAUGGUUUACGUUGGGUGUGGCGUUUGGAAUCAUUGCAAUGUUUGGUUCCAUUUUUCUUCUUGGGAAAACACUUGUGCAGACUCUGAAUCAGAUGAUGGCAGAGAGUCCAGCCUCUCAGAAUGACCGCAUGCUGCAAGUUGUGGUGCCUGGUGUAAAUCUGCCCAUCAGCCAGCUGUCAUAUUUCUUCUCUGCGAUCCUCAUCAGUGGAGUCCUACAUGAAGUGGGGCAUGGAGUGGCAGCUGUAAGAGAAUCCGUGCGUUUUAAUGGCUUUGGCAUGUUUAUCUUCAUUGUGUAUCCUGGAGCAUUUGUUGACCUUUUCACGACUCACCUCCAACUGGUUUCUCCUGUGCAACAGUUGCGGAUAUUUUGUGCAGGAGUCUGGCACAACUUCGUUCUUGGCAUUUUAGGCAUCUUAAUUCUAGUUCCACUCCCUGCUCUUUUGUUUCCAUUCUACUACACUGGAGUUGGGGCUCUUGUCACUGAAGUUGUAGAGGACUCUCCUGCAAGUGGGCCAAGAGGGCUUUUUGUUCAGGACCUGAUCACCCAUGUGCAAGACUGCCAGGUGACUGGUGUGGAUGACUGGCAUACAUGUCUUACAGAGAUCUCACAGAUGCCACAGAUUGGUUAUUGUAUAAACACAGCCACUCUCCAACAACUUCAGUUUCCUAGCAGAGUGUACAGGCGACUGGAUGGUUCCAUUGAAUGCUGCAAUAACAAUAGCCUUUCUGACAUAUGUUUCUCAUAUAACAGUAACAGCAAUCAACAGCAGUUUGCUUGCCUACCAGCAAGAAAGUCUAUACACAACAGUCAAGAAUGUCGAUCAAAUAUAGAUUGUCAGAAGACUGAUGCUGCCAGUGUCUGUGCUGUACCUUCCAUUGAGAACCAAACUCGCUUGAUCCGAGUGAAACAUUCCCCUCAAUUAGAUAUGUUGUUCAUUGGAUACCCCGUACAUCUACAGUAUGCAGUGAGCCUGAGCAGCUUUGUCCCACGAUACAACUUUCUCAGCAUAAGUCUUCCUGUGGUUAUAGAGACUUUCUGCAAAUAUCUCAUCUCUCUGUCUGGUGCCCUGGCUGUGAUCAACGCUGUCCCUUGUUUUGCACUUGAUGGGCAAUGGAUUUUAAACUCUUUCAUCGAAGCCACACUAAGUUCUGUAAUAGCUGAAAAACAAAACCGGGAGCUUUUGGCCUUUUUUAUCCUCUUAGCAGGCAGUGCACUUUUAACUGCUAAUGUAGUACUUGGACUCUGGAUGGUUACAGCCCGGUAGUUUUUUUUUUUUUUUUACCUAUUAUCAGUCCUCAAACAGCAGAAAACUUGAUUAGUCAAUAAUUAGUUUGUACUCACUGUAUGCACCAGUUACAGUGUAAAUCAACAGUGGCCGCAGUAAAAAAAAAAAGCAGUAUAUGUCUAACAAUGAGACUUCUAUAACUGGAAUUCUAUUGCACUUUUUUCCUUCUGUUGGAAACAGUAAAUGGGGGGGUUUAUAAUGUAGUGAAGACAAAUACAGUAAAAAGAACAGAAAGCAAAUUAUAUCAUGUGCUUCCACUUUCUUCCACCAUUCUCUGACUGCAAAGUUAUUUUUUAUACUAUUUUAUAUGGAUCUUCCUAAAUUCUAACUUAAUCUGUCAGAUACAUUAUCUUCUCCAAUAAAGGCACAAGUCCUGCUGUGGAAGCCGA
Xenopus tropicalis (tropical clawed frog) is the source of this 2176-nucleotide messenger RNA. It is a transcript of the gene mbtps2, whose product is annotated as membrane bound transcription factor peptidase, site 2. NCBI's taxonomy places the organism in Eukaryota, Metazoa, Chordata, Amphibia, Anura, Pipidae. The coding region runs from base 282 to 1766 and encodes 494 amino acids. Gene Ontology annotation, molecular function: metalloendopeptidase activity. The record is from RefSeq and is a predicted model, not a curated record. Gene Ontology annotation, biological process: proteolysis. The transcript has 12 exons. Gene Ontology annotation, cellular component: endomembrane system; membrane.